Messenger RNA from Hymenoscyphus albidus, 2812 nucleotides. The record is from the annotation of a GenBank genome assembly. NCBI's taxonomy places the organism in Eukaryota, Fungi, Ascomycota, Leotiomycetes, Helotiales, Helotiaceae.
CAACACCAUCCCCAUGGACUCAGUCAACAGCAUCGAUCCCGCCCCACUGAGAACCUUAAAUGUACCAGAGAUGAGAGUUCAUCGACAACUAAUGCGUUUCGCCAUCCGAACUGUUCUAUACAUGGUGUUGGCUUGGCUCGCCCUGGCAUUAUUGUGGGCAUUUCUUCCCUCUCCAAAUCCAGAACGUGCCGAUGGCAACGGCGUCGACUAUCCAACGAGAACGCUUCUUUCCGGCAAGACUCUCACCAGAGUAUAUCGGUAGGUUCCUUGUAUCCAUGUGUGUCUCGAAAAAUAGCUCAUAGUUGUCUACUCAGCACGGAGGAAUCCAGGGGAUGGGGUUCUAAUUACGGCCGUUCGGGCUUCGCGCUGGAUUAUCAAUUCGAUCCCGAUAAUCUCACUAUCCGCAUAGGCCAAGACCAUAUUUUACCUUUAUUUCAAGAGCGAGAAACCAAUGCGACCGAAGAAUCGUUGGAAAUACGGCUCUCGACGGCUGCAGAACAUAAGCGGGCAAUGAUAGAGGUAAUGUGUGCAUCCAUAUCAAAAUAGCAUAACUAAAUAUUCACCCAGAAAGAGGUCUUGUCCUUGCGGCAUGAAAUCCAGAAAGGUGUCUUAAGCCCUGGUCAACGACCAGAAAUACGAGACGUAGAACGAACAUCCGAGCUUCUAGAGAAACUCGAAUCGUGUUCAUAUCUAGACACCAGUGUCAUAAAGAGGACCAAAAUCGAUAAAGUUUUGAAAGUCAUGUCGAAACUCCCAGAUCGUGCUUCCCUUGACGACCUCAUUAUCCAAAAGCGGGCCACCACUUUGCUUAAGGAAUGGAACAUGCGUCUCACGUACCCGCAACAUGCGGGUAUAAUUGCGCGGUUAGGUGAUAAAGACGGUGCAAAUCUUCCUUGGUUCCGAUUUGCAGAUGCAGUAUUGCUCUAUUGGUGGAUACAUAAGGAUGUAGUUACCAUCCCAAUCAUUGCCAAGAUAUGCAAAUGGAGUCAAGGAGAAAACGAUUUUCGAAAUAUAUCUUAAUAUUAUAUCGUCGAGAGCCCUAGUAUAGAAAGAGGCCCUAUAUUGACGCUCGAGCUGCGGGACAAGGAUGUGUCAACUGUGAAAGUGGCAGUACCAGGGCGACUGAAAUCUUCAUCACCGUCCUGGACAUAUCAGAUCAGAGUUAUUAUCAUUCGCAUUAUUGCGCCCACGGCAGUGCUGGUUAACGAUACAUUCAACAAAGUUUUGGGGGUCACAAUCCAAGCUAUACUAACUAUAGCCACUGCUGUACUUUGCAUCCUCCCUUUUGUCUUCCUUACUCUAGCUUUUAUUUUCUCACUUUGGGGAUGCCUUGGUGGACCAUCUUUCGAAGAUAUCACCCAAAGAUUGCAAGAUCGUCUGGCGACCCUUGAUCAGAACAGACGACUCAAAUUCCUCAAAUUAGGUUGGCUAUAUGAUUGCCUUGACUCGAUUACCGGAACGAAAGAUUUCGAACUGCACUAGAUAUAUGUCGGCACGGAUGGCACCCUAAAAUUGUUAAGAAUAGGGCUGCAGAAGAUGAGGAGGCCGAUAUAAUGGAAAAGGCCGAACACGACGAGCCGGAGAGUAUAGAUACAUUCAAACCAUAGACGCACGUUCAGCGUUUUUGUUAUACAGCUUAUAGGAAUUAUCUCACAGCUCCUGAAAUAUCCUUGUCACUUCUGUCAUCUCUGGGCAUCAUUUUGCAAUAGUAUGGGGCAUUUGAAAAAUGAAUUGGUGUCCAUCGUUGGUUGGUUGCAUGCCCCUCAGCAAUCGGCAUCGAUCCAAUAGCAGAAGAGUAUGGAUGACCAGAAGUGAGAGGUUCUACGCAUUUUUUCGCUUAAGAGAUCUUGAAUCAAGUAUAUUAUUUCUGUACCCACAUAUCUCUAGUCUAUCUUUAUUAAAUUUGCCAUAUUGUUUUAUCUAUGUUUGUAACCCGAUGGUGUCGUUCCAAGCACUUUGGAGCUAACACGUUACAAUUUAUAGACGAUCUUAACAAGCCUUGUCCACAUUCAUUUCCACCCAUGGGACGACGAUCCCAUUCCAUUUUCCUCAACACAACGCGAUUUGCCCGUUAGUCGCGACCAUUCGAGGAAAAUCUCCUGCAGCGCGGCACACCGAACCACAGGCUUUUUCAUUUGGUGGCCAUCUCCCCGUUACCACCAGGGCAAGGUUCAGUGAGCAGAUUCCCGACUUCUGUAGAGGCCCAAUAAGGUUCGGAAGUUGAUAUUCCCAUGCUCAUACCAAAAUUUCGUCUUUAAGUCGAACCUCGAAGACUCAAGUAGGAGAAAUCGAGCUAUUCCGUAACCGCGCUAAAGUCUCCUCAUCUUGACUUUCUCCAUUCCAUCCUCUGGCAGGCCAGCCUUGUGGCAGAGUCGAUGAAGGUGGGAGUAUCCAUCGAUUGCCACAUGUUCCUUCUUCCCCACACUCCAGGUUGCAAAGCCCAAAAACGUUACAAUAACAUUCCUUUGCAUUUGGGCAAUGGACUGCUUCUUUCCCAAAAAUAAUGUGCCAUGAAUAUUCGAAAACUCGACCACUAAUAGCGUCAUCUAGUGGUGUUUCCAGAAGCCAUUGUCGCCAGUGGAUAUAGUCUUCCCGAGACCUUGAACGAAUCUUUUCUCGCGUGAGUGCAAACUGACCACAACAGGAGACACCAACGACCAUGGGGAGGGUCUCAUUUGGGAAAAUUUCUCCAAAGGCUUUACCAUAUUCUAGUUGGGUGGUUUGAGAAGCUUGUUCGGGUGAGUUUAUGAAUUCUGGGUCAAGCUGCAACUCAGCUGGACAACCCAAGAUCCAAACGCAUCGAAGAUUUACG